Messenger RNA from Cotesia congregata, 2109 nucleotides. The record is from the annotation of a GenBank genome assembly. Lineage: Eukaryota; Metazoa; Arthropoda; Insecta; Hymenoptera; Braconidae.
AUGGAUCCUAGUCAACUGUUUUAUGUUGGCAGAAGGUUUGACAGCUAUCAAUUCUGGCAUCGUGUAUUCAAGAAGUAUAAAAAUGAUAAUAAACUUGAAUUCAUAAUCGAUAACUCUCACCGGUUAAGAGCUGAUCGGGGUGUAGAUCAAUCAAUGAUUGAUAAAUUUGUAUAUCAUGAUGUAAAAUUUGACUGUAAAUUCGGUCGUAGUCGUGCAUCUCAAGCAACUGAGCGUGAAACCAACACUUAUAAAAUGGAAUGUCCGUGUUCAAUCUCUUUGGCGUUAAAAAACUCCAAGUACUUAGAAAUCACUAAAUUACAUUUGGAACAUGAAAAUCAUCAUAAAAAUACUGCACUCUUCUAUGAUAUUUACUCCGAGGAUAAUAAACUGACUCCAGAAGAAAAGCGUGCUGUUGAAGAGAUGUUAAGUGUAGAUGCUGACAAAAAACGAUUACAAAACUUGGUGAUGAAUAAAUAUAAUAAAACCCUUGACUUAAAAACAUUUCACAACAUGAAAAGCAAGUGUACGAACUCAUCAGCGAAUAAUUUACUCUCAAUAGUUGAACUACUAAGGACGACUUAUAAUGCAGAUGUUUAUGUUUACAACGAUACUGAAACAUCAACUUGUAAAGGUAUAUUUUAUUCGACACCAACGAUGAGAAGCGAUUUUCAAAGCUGGCCGGAGAUAGUUUUUCUAGACGGUACCUAUAAAUUAACAAACAACGGGAUGACUAUGAUGAUUUUUUUGGUUGAAGAUGGAAAUGGUCGAGGACAAGUGGUUGGAGUUGGCUUGUUGGCAACAGAAGAACUUGAUGUCAUGGAGUGGAUGGUCAAGACUUUUAAGGAAUCCAACAAAGAGUCUUGUAAAAAAAUACAUUGCUUUAUGACUGAUAAAGACCAGACUGAACGUAAUGCAAUUAAAAAAUUUUUUCCUGGCAUUCCCACCUAUAUUUGUAUUUUUCACUCUUUAAAAAUUUUCAAAAAAGAAAUUAAUAAACCUGACAAAAAUUUAACGAGUGAGGAAAGAAUCGAAGUUGCUAAGAUUAUAGAACAACUUGUGUAUGCUUCUUCUAAAAAGAAUUAUGAUGACUUGUAUCUUCAAUUGAAUCUUGCUGCUUCUCCAGAAUUCAUCGAUUAUUAUAAUUUAAACUGGCAUAACAUAAAAAAUGAGUGGACCGUCUACAAUAUAGCAAUCAAUAGUCUCGGAAAUAAGACUAAUAACAGAUUAGAGUCAAUUAAUGCUAAGAUAAAACAAGUAUGCAAAAAGAACUCACCUCUAAGCAUAACCAUCAAGGAUUUUUUUGAAUGGUAUAGCAGUCACAAAACUCAAAGCAGAUUAAGAACUGCAAAACAAUUUUUAAAAAGACCAAACCGUACUGUUGAGGACAGUGCAAGGCAACAGUACAUAAAUAAGUUGUCGAAAUAUGCUUGUAAUAAAGUUUUCUUAGAAAUGAAAUCUAGUGAAAAUAUUAAUUGUCCAGAAAUCGAUAAGCUGACAGACACGUGUAAAUUUGGUAAUUUUGAAACAUCAGUAAGAACAUGCCAGUGUCCAUUUUAUAUAUCCAUGCAUUUACCUUGUAAGCAUAUAUUUGCAAUAGGACACGCUUUAAAUCUAAGAUUGUAUGAUGAAUGUUUUGUACAGAAUCAACGUUGGAUUAAAGAGAAAUUAGUUUCGCAAAUAUUUACAACUGAGAACACAUUAGACACAAUACAAUCUCCCAUUUCGGUUACAAAAAAAAUAAAAACAAAACCUCCAUCAGUAAAUGAAAAAAGAAAAAUUGUAAAUACAAAAGCUUCAAAACUUGUUGAUAUUAUUAGUAUCUCAUGUGGCGUGGAUUUCGAAGCAAAUAUUGCUGUUCUCGAUGACUUAAUUAAAAAAUUGUCAAAUGGAUUGAGAGUUAAGGUCAUAGAAGAAGAUGCCAUUAAUGAUUUAGAAAAUAGUUUUAAAGAAUUAUCAAUUUAUGAAAAAGAAGAUAAUGAGAGUGAAAUAUUUAUUCAAGACGAGAAAACGGAAGAUUUGAGACAAAUAAAAACUCCAGCUAAAAUUAUAGUAAAAGGACGUCCGAGUGGAUUUUUAGAUACAACAGUGCGCUUUAAGAAGAAAGUUUAA